CAUGCUUGGCUCCUCGGCCCCUACGGGGGCCAUGGCCGCCGGAUCCAAACGUGUGCCUGUUUCCAGGAGACGCCCACGGGGUUCUAGGGCUCUUCGGGGCUCCCGGAAUCCCUCCCCACAUUCUAAGGUUCCGAGGCUUGUACCACACCUGUGCUGGAGGGCCUUACCCAGCUGCAGGACUGGGGAGGGCGAGGGAGGUCUCGAAUCUCCUGCCCCAAGUCUCAGAGCAGAGGGGCGAGAGACACAGACCAGACAGGCUGUGGGUGCGGCAGAGGGGCCGGAGAGGAGGGGCCAGAGUGGAGGACACCUGUGGGACGAGAGUGGGUGCAGACUCAUGGUCAUCACACCUCAUCGGGAUGGAGCCACAGGGCAGAGGAAGCUCCCCCACACCAGCCCCUAACCCUGAUGAAGCGCGUCCCAGCCAGAAGAGUGGGCUCUUGGCCCUGCUGGGCUAACGUACUUGACCCCGCAGCCGUGCAGAGGCUCCUGAACUGGGGGCUGCCGGCCCCCUGUGGCCGACUCCUGCAGCGCCAGCCCGGAGAGUUUCCGGUCUCUGCUUUCCUGCUGGGGGCAGGCACUGGAGGGCUCCUGGCCAUGGGUGAGUGUGGGGCCCCCCGGGGCAGGGGUGGGACCCAUCUUCUGACCUUCGACUUGACCCGUGCACUCGUAGGUCUCUUUCAGCUCCUGGUGAACCCCAUGAACAUCUAUGAGGAUCAGAAGGUGGUGACAUUGUACAGCCUGGUGGGCUUGGGGGCCGUGGGCUGGGGGACCUCCCCUCACAUCCGCUGUGCCAGCCUCCUGCUGGUACCCAAGAUGCUGGGCAAAGAGGGCAGGCUCUUUGUGCUGGGGUACGCCUUGGCUGCCAUCUAUGAGGGACCCGCGGCCAAUCUGCGGCACAAUCUCAACGAGGUGGUGGCCUCGCUGGGCUGCACGGUGGAACUGCAGAUCAACAACACAAGAGCGGCCUGGCGCGUCUCCACCGCCCCACUGCGCGCGGUGUUCAAGGGCCUGCUGGGCAGCAAAGUUUCACUGAAAGCCGAGACUCAGAACCUGUCCAAGGCCUUCGAGGACCUGGAUGCCCAGGUGAACAGCGAGAUGGGCUACAGCCCCGAGGACGCCGAGAGCCCAGAGGGGACGGCCCGGGGCGUGGGGACCCACCGAGCCCCACCUUCCGGGCGCCGUCUCUCCACACAGAAGAUGUACGAGCUGAAAACCAGGCUGCGCUGUUCCUACGUGGUGGACCGGGCCAUGCUCAGCUGCCGCCGCUGGUUCGACCGAAAGCACGAGCGGUGCAUGGAGCGCAUCCGGGUCCCGCUCCUCAACCACCUGCUCUGCCUGCCCAUGAAGUUCAAGUUCUUCUGCAGUAUCGCCAGGGCGAUGGAAGUUUGGUGCCGCAGUCGCAUCCCAGUGGAGGGCAACUUCGGGCAGACCUAUGAUUCCCUCAACCAGUCUGUCCGCGACCUGGAAGGGGAAUUUUCAGCCACUAUUGACCUCAAGGAAGAGAAGCAGGUGGCGGUGCUGGGCCUCAACACGAGCUGGGAGCACGUGAGCGCCGAGCUGCGGGACCUCGUCGGCCGCCAGGAGGCCCAGCUGGGGUGGACCCUGGGGCUGCUGCUUGUGCUGCUGUCCUGCACCUUCCUGCUCGUCCUGCACGCGUCCUUCUCCUACGUGGACAGCUAUAACGGGGACAUCCGCUUCGACAACAUCUACAUCAGCACCUACUUUUGCCAGAUCGACGAACGCAGGAAGCAAUUGGGCAAGCGGACUUUGCUGCCGCUCCGCAGAGCUGAGGAGAAAACCGUCAUCUUCCCCUGCAGCCCCUUCAUGCAGGCCUCGGAGAUGAGAAACGUGGUGAGGGAGCUCGCAGAGACCCUGCCCGUCCUGCUGCUGCUGCUGGUGCUGUGCGGCCUGGACUGGGCUCUCUACUCCGCCUUCAACACCAUCCGCCAUCACUCCUUCCUGCAGUACUCUUUCCGCAGCAGCCAUAAAUUGGAGGUGAAAGUCGGGGGGGACUCCAUGCUGGCCCGGCUUCUUCGGAAAACCAUUGGAGCCCUGAACACGUCCUCAGAGACCACGGUGGACUCCAGCAACAUGCGCUGCCUGCCGCAGCCCGUGAGCCUGAACCCCAGGGCCUACGUGAGGGCCGCGCUCCCCGUGGGCCUGCUGCUGUGUCUGUGCCUUCUGCAAGCCUUCGGCUACCGGCUCCGGAGAGUCAUCGCGGCCUUCUACUUCCCCAAGCGAGAGAAGAAGCGGGUCCUGUUCCUCUACAAUGACCUGCUGAGGAAGAGGGCGGCCUUUACGAAGCUGAGAAGGGCUGCCAUCGUGAGCCGGGCGCAGCGGCAGAGGGCUCCCCGCCACCGCCUGGCCGACGUCCUGCACCGCCGCUGCCCGCUCCUGCGCCUCUGGCUGCGCCGGCGCUGCGUGGUGUGCCAGGCUCCCGAGACGCCCGAGGCCUACGUGUGCCCGACGCCGGACUGCGCGGCCGUGUACUGCCGGUCGUGCUGGGACGACAUGCGGCGGCGGUGCCCGGCCUGCACCCCGCGCGAGGAACUCUCUUCCUCCGCCUACAGCGACAGCAACGACGACGCCACCUACGCCGAGUGACGGGGUGCCUGUCGCUGUCCCCCCCCUCCCCAACCCGCUCCUCCUUGGUUAAUAAAAGCCCCUGCACUCCCGA
Messenger RNA from Neofelis nebulosa (Clouded leopard), 2677 nucleotides. RefSeq names its product DC-STAMP domain containing 1 (gene DCST1). The record is from RefSeq and is a predicted model, not a curated record. The transcript has 15 exons. Bases 406 to 2604 code for a protein of 732 amino acids. Gene Ontology annotation, cellular component: membrane. Lineage: Eukaryota; Metazoa; Chordata; Mammalia; Carnivora; Felidae.